Malaya genurostris is the source of this 3461-nucleotide messenger RNA. RefSeq lists its product as uncharacterized. The transcript has 8 exons. Gene Ontology annotation, cellular component: plasma membrane. Lineage: Eukaryota; Metazoa; Arthropoda; Insecta; Diptera; Culicidae. Gene Ontology annotation, biological process: iron ion transport. The record is from RefSeq and is a predicted model, not a curated record. Bases 402 to 2387 code for a protein of 661 amino acids. Gene Ontology annotation, molecular function: copper ion binding; oxidoreductase activity.
GAAAAAUUUUGAUGGAAGCGAACGGCUACUGUGAUCUUUUUCGAAUCCGGGUUUCGCUGGGAUUGCAAAGCCUUUAUACUUAAAACGUAAGCUGUUCUCGUAUAAGUGGAAUUAUUGUAAUUGUCAUGCUAUAAAAUCAUAUACCGGAAACAUUCCGUCUCAUUGGUUGCGUCGUUGUGUUUACGUAGCAGCUUCUUCUGCAAUCACAAUUUGUUUUAGUAACAAACUUCAAAAAAAUAAAUAAAACAAAACAUCAAUGCGCAUCAAGCUGGUGGUCCUAAGAUCUCGCGUACCAGUGAUAAGCACGUCUGGGAGCUGUUCGCUCAUAAAACCGGAUCGGUUAGUUGAUUAGUUAGUUGUAUUCUAUCGCUUGAUUUCAAAGCAUAUUUUUUCGAACUAAUAUGCGACUAAUAGUAUUUAUAGUGUGUGUAACUCCCCGGCUUCUGAAUUUCACCGAAGCAUAUUUUGGAUUUCCGCUGAUCACCAAGCCAAAGGAAAUAUGGUACGAAUUGUUCUUAGAGUCAAGCCAUCAGCUAGAAGGUGCACCGGUGUUUCCCGGUGAUCAAUGCGAUCGGGUCUGUAGCACUGAUGAAAUACCUCGAGUUUGUUAUUAUCAAUGGAAGCUAGAAAGUUAUGCAACAAUGGGAUCAGCUUGCUGGGACUGCAAGCGUGGGAAUCGGACCCACUGUUUUCAUCCACAAUGCAUCACAGGAAACGGAAUGGAGCGAGGAAUGGUGUCCAUAAAUCGCAAAAUGCCGGGUCCUUCGAUCUUCGUUUGUCGCAACGACACGAUUGUGGUUGACGUAACCAACAGCAUGGAAGGCCUUUCAUCCACAAUCCACUGGCAUGGGUUUCACCAGCAGGAAACUCCCUGGAUGGAUGGUGUUCCAAUGGUUACGCAGUGUCCGAUUCCACCUGGAACCACUUUCCGGUAUGCUUUCCAAGCACGGGAAGUUGGUACCCAGUGGUAUCAUUCCCAUGCGGGCUAUCAGAAAGCUAACGGCCAUAUUGGAGUGGCCGUCGUUAGGAAUCCCAAUGAUAUAAACAGGAAUCUGUACGAUUGGGACCUAUCGGAGCACGUGAUGAUCAUUUCCGACUGGACAUUGGACUCGGUGGAACGAUGGGUGCCGGGUUUGCAAAGCUCUCAAAUGCAGGUGGAUUCCAUACUGGUGAAUGGACGCGGUAGGUACAAACACAUAGAUUACGUUCCACUGACAGUUUUCAGAGUACGGCCAGGAUAUCGGUACCGUUUUCGGCUCAUCAGUGCCGGCAGUCAGUACUGCCCAUUUCAACUACAGAUAGAACAGCACCGGAUGAUGAUUAUUUCAACGGACGGAGGUGCAGUGAAGGCUAAAAUUGUGGAUACGCUAAUUUCGAUAUCAGGAGAACGGUACGAUUUCGUUGUACUUGCGGAUAAACCUGAAGGCAAUUACUGGGUUCGAGUACGCGGUAUCGGGUUUUGCAACAAAAUGCGAAUCGAGGGAUUUGCCGUCCUGUCAUACGCCGAUCCCAGUAUUCCGACGGAAGAUCUCAUGUAUCCGGUGGACGAUCCGCCAAAUUAUGAUGAUGUAUUUCCACUGGGAAAAACGUUGAACCACCACAGCGCACGUUGCUACACACCAUUCGAUAACGAUACCUGUGCCGCGGACCUGGAAACUCAUGAAGUUUACCGAGACCAAGCACUAAUUGAGGCAACCCCUGAUCAACGGUUGUACUUCGGGUUCGACGUAGUUGAAACCAACAACAGUCUGUUGUUCUCCCAACAGAGAUUCGUUCAUUUUACCACUGUUAGAGAUGCUUUCAACGUUAUCGGAGUUACGAACAACAUCAGCUACACUUCACCCAGUUUUCCAUUGUUGAUUCAACCGGAACUCAUUACCGACGAGCGCCGGCUGUUCUGUAACGAUACGCACCUACCAGCCAAGUGCGACACUCACCAAAUUUGCUUUUGCACGCACAAAGUAAAGGUUAACCUGAAUGACAUCGUUGAGGUGGUCUUGUUUGAUACUGCACUUUAUACUCAGGAUUUCUAUCAUCCGUACCACAUCCACGGGUACCGGUUCAUCGUCACCGAUAUGGGCCGACUGCCGGAGGAAGCGCUGGAUCGCCGGCUGGACUACUUGAGGGAGAAUAAAUUCACCCGCAAACCGAACAGCCACAACCCACCGUACAAGGACACGAUAUCGAUUCCAAACGAGGGCUUUGUGCGGACACGUUUCAGGGCAAAAAAUCCCGGAUUCUGGUUAAUACAUUGUCAUUUCGAGUGGCACAUGGCCACCGGUAUGGGUUUGAUUCUACAGGUCGGCGAGCUGAAUCAAAUGCCAAAAGCGCCGGUAGAUUUCCCUCGCUGUGGGAAUUUCAAAAUGAAAUUGAGUGGACUGGAUUAAUGAUGACAGGCGACAUCAGCAUGCUUCGUGAUUUGCUACGAACUACGGCUUCGUAAAAACCUCCAUACAAUUAAGUACGGUCUGUGAUAGUAGACGAAAUGAACAAGGUGUGCGGUGGCGAAGGAAAUUUUCGCUUCGAUGUAUGUUUGUGUGUCAGUACUGAUUCGUUGCUAACAGAAAUAGAAGCCGACUAUUAUUUUAUAUUGCAUCGUCAGUUUAGAUUGGAUUAGAAAAUUUUAGGUCAAUUGAUGAUUGAUUUUUUAAUGCAUUUUGGCAUAGACACAAAAUCUUGUUUUGCAGAGUGUAUCCUAAAAAUCAGUAAAGCUAUGGAGAAUCUAGGAUCCCUAAACUGAAAAAACGUAAAUAGUCGACAUUAUCGUGUAGUUUAGAAGUAUCUUACAAAAAGGGAAAUAAAUUGGCAGAAAUGUUUUGGUGAAGUAAUAUUGUAAUAUUUAGCAAAAUUAGACUAAUUAUAAACACUAAUGGAAAAAAGUGAAAAUAAACAGAAUAUUGCCAAAUUACGCUUGCAAAUUUUCAGGUAACAGACUCAAGAUACUUAGGUAGUUGUAUCAAAUUUAUUAGUGAUUAGAAUAGUGUUUGAUUUCAUUUUUUUUUUCUUGGUACAAAGAUUACAUGUCGUUUGAAUUCAAUGCGAUUUAUAACGAAAUCUGUAGAUUUUGAUAAAUAUUUCAUUUUUCGUAUUUAUUUUCGUAAGUCUUGAAACGUAUGAAGUAAAUGUAAUUAUAUGAAUUUAACUAAGACCGUUUCAAGCUGUAGUGAUAGAGAAGUAAUUAGAAAGAUAUUUUGGACAGACUGUAAACGAAUUUGUUCAUGAGUUCUCAAAUAAUUAAUGGUUAAGCUUGAAACUUUUCCCUAUGUCCGAAUGCCCGCACAGUUUUCCUCGUACUUCUCAAAGAAUCAAUGUUUUGUACAAAUAUAAAACCAAUAGUAACAGAAGGUCUGUGUAAUUCAUCGUUGAUAAUUUCUCCGUCGAUGGCGCUCGUUAUGAUUUUACCACAUCCACAGAUCACCUGCCAGACAAGAAGCGAUUCUGGCGAGUCUGAACACCACCCU